GGCAGAGGGUUCAAAUCGUCCCCUUAAUACGCACGCUCAAAAGACCUUCUUGUGGGCAGUUUUCACUAUUCUACUGCACAGAGGGGAGAGAGAGAGAGGGGUAAAGGAGGAGGACGCACAAAUUUUACUCUCCAGCCACAGCAGUCCACAGAAGUCAUCAUCAUGAACUCUCUGCACCAAGCACUCCGAAAAAACACCAAUCCUUCUGCCUUAUAUGCCCAGCCAAAUGCCGCUUUCUUUCUCACACAGAUGCCUACACCCUAACCACCUCCACCACCAUGCUUCUUCAUGCUACGUUUCUCCACCCUCUUCUUCUGCUCUUCUUCCUCACACCCUUAGCACUCUCCAGCACCAUCCCCACCACCCUCUUUUCUCUCCUCUCUCUGAAAUCCUCACUCUCAGACCCUUCAAAUGCCCUCCACGAUUGGAACACCACCACCAAAGCAGCCACCGGUGCCACCACUUAUCCCCGACCACCAUGGUGCAGCUGGUCCGGCGUCACCUGCCACCCCCGAACCCUCCAAGUCAUCUCCCUGGACAUUUCCCGCCGCAACCUCUCCGGCACCAUCCCCCGGGAAAUCCGCCUCCUGACGCAGCUGCGCCAUCUGAACCUCAGCAAUAACGCCUUCGAGGGCCCACUCCAGCCGGCCAUCUUUCGGCUGCCCUCCCUAAGAACCAUGGACAUCAACCAUAACAACUUCAACGCCACAUUCCCUCCGGGCUUUGAAGCCCUUCGUUCGCUGGCCUACUUCUCCGCCUUCAGCAACAGCUUCACGGGACCCCUGCCCGCUCGCCUGCCCCCUUUUUUGCAGCACCUCAAUCUUGGGGGCAGCUACUUCACGGGCAGCAUUCCGGCGAGUUAUGGCGGCUAUCCGACUCUUCGAUUCAUCCACCUCGCCGGGAACGUCCUGGCCGGCCCCCUGCCUUCCCAGCUCGGCAACCUCACCAGACUCGAGCACCUCGAGGUCGGCUACAACGACUAUUCCGGCGGCCUCCCUCGCGAGUUCGGAUCGAUGGCCUCCCUGUCCUACCUCGACGUCUCGUCGGCGAACCUAUCCGGGACGCUCCCGCCUGAGAUAUCUAACCUCACGCGUCUCAAUUCGCUGUUCCUCUUCAAGAACCGGUUCGCUGGCGACAUCCCACCGGAGAUCGCGCGCCUGCAAUUUCUCUCGGUUCUCGACCUCUCCGACAACCGGCUCUCCGGCGAAAUCCCGUCCGGAAUUUCCCUCCUGGGAAAUCUGACAUUCCUGAAUCUCAUGAGCAACAGACUCGGUGGCAGCAUUCCUGAUGGCGUCUCCGAUCUCCCCAAUUUGGAAACACUGCUUCUGUGGAACAACUCGCUCACGGGAUGGAUCCCUCAGACGCUUGGGCUUAACGGACGGCUCACUUACCUUGACGUCUCGUCUAACUUCUUGACCGGUCCGAUUCCCGAUACGCUCUGCGCCGGACAGAGGCUCUACCGAUUGAUCCUCUUCUCCAACCUCCUCACCGGGCCGAUUCCCGAUUCUCUCGCCCACUGCGCGUUGUUAUGGCGAUUCAGAGCGGAGGAAAACCGUCUCUCCGGCGAAAUCCCUGAGGGAUUCGGAUCGUUACGCAACUUGACGUACGUCGAUCUCAGCCGAAAUAAUUUUUCCGGCAGAAUUCCUGACGAUCUCAGUCGGGCGCCGAGGUUGCAGUUCAUGAACAUUUCAAGAAACCGAUUUGAGACUGGCCUUCCUGAUCGGAUUUGGGGAUUUCCGAGCCUUCAGAUCUUCUCGGCUAGUUAUUGCGACCUGACCGGCGGUAUUCCCCAGUUUCUCGACGGUUGCCAGAAUAUCUACAAGGUCGAACUCGAAGGGAACCGUCUCGCCGGAAGCAUACCGGAAGAUAUCGGAAGCUGCGAGAAGCUUGUCACGGUCCGUUUCAGCAAGAACUCGCUGUCCGGCCGGAUUCCGUCGGAGCUAGCGACGCUUCCGUCGAUCACCGAGAUCGAUCUGUCGCAGAACUCGCUCUCCGGCGAGAUUCCGGAGUUGUUCGUGAACUGCAGCACUCUCGAGAGUUUCAACGUCUCAUACAACAUGCUCUCAGGCAGAGUGCCCUCGUCGGGCCCUAUCUUCCAGCAACUCCAUCCUUCGUCAUUUACAGGAAACCCUGGCCUAUGCGGUGGCGUGCUCCGCCCGUGCCCCGAGCCAGCCGAUGUCUCGUCGGAGAAUCCAUCCCAGCAACGGCGUGAAAAGAAGACGGCAGGACCGCUGGUGUGGAUCCUCGCCGUGGCGGUCGCUACCGGAAUGUUCGCGCUGGUGGUCGGCCAGCGGGUGCUCCACCGGACCAUCGUUGUUUACGGCAUCGGCCGGAACUACAAGCGGGAGGUUAGAAUGGGUCCAUGGACGAUGACGGCCUUCCAGCGGUUGAAUUUCACGGUCGACGCUGUGGUGCAGUGCCUGAAUUCGGGGGAGAACAUCGUGGGCAUGGGCUCCGCGGGAACCGUCUUCCGGGCGUCCAUGCCUGGCGGCGAGGUCAUCGCCGUGAAGAAGCUCUGGGGGCGGCCAUGCAAGGGAAGAGGGACGAAACCCGGAGGCAGCAGCGGCGUCCUAUCGGAAGUGGAGGUCCUGGGGAGGGUCCGGCACCGAAACAUCGUCCGGCUCUUGGGGUGCUGCAGCAACGAUGAUACGACGCUGCUGCUGUAUGAGUACAUGCCCAACGGCAACCUCGACGACUGGUUGCACGGGAAGAAGGAUGGGUCGACGUCGUCCGCGCCGUUCGAUCACCCGGACGACGACGGCGAUCGAAAGAAGGACGGUUCGGCGGGGCCUGCCGGCGAUUGGGUGACGCGGUACAAGAUCGCGGUGGGAGUGGCGGAAGGGAUCAAGUACCUGCACCACGAUUGCCAGCCGUUGAUCGUGCAUCGAGAUCUGAAGCCGAGCAACAUCCUGCUGGACGCGGACAUGGAGGCUCGAGUCGCCGACUUCGGGGUCGCGAAGCUGUUGGACGAAACCGAUGGGUCCAUGUCUGUCAUCGCCGGUUCCUACGGCUACAUAGCGCCCGAAUAUGCCUACACGCUGCAGGUGGAUCAGAAGAGCGACAUCUACAGCUUCGGCGUGGUUUUAAUGGAGAUCAUCAGCGGAAGGAGGUCGGUGGAUGGCGAGUUCGGCGACGGCAACAGCAUAGUCGACUGGGUUCGGGAGAAGAUCAGGAGCAAGGAGGGGGCGUUGGAGGUGCUGGACAAGAAGGCCGGGGCCGAGUGCGAGUCCGUGCGCGAAGAAAUGUUGUUGGUCCUGAGAGUGGCGCUGCUGUGCACGGCCAGGUCCCCUGCCGACCGGCCGACCAUGCGGGACGUGGUGUCAAUGUUGCGGGAAGCAAAGCCAAAGCGAAAGGAUGUCCCCGAAGGCAUUGCCGGUGGUCAUGGAGGAGACGGCCGCCCUGUAAAAUAGACUUUACUAUACAUUGAACAUUGAAUUCUAUAGGGCUUGAGACUAGCUUUUUUUUCUUUUUCUUUUUUUCAAGGUAGACAGACAUGUUCUCCUACUUUUUUUUUACCGCUCACCUUUCGAUCAGUUUAUGAUAAAAGUGUAAAGAGUCUUUCUUAUUCUACGGUACUACCAUUGUAUUGCGAUUAUUGUGUAGUAACAAUCUCAGUUAAAUUAA
This is a messenger RNA of Nymphaea colorata (pocket water lily), 3624 nucleotides long. RefSeq names its product leucine-rich repeat receptor-like protein kinase TDR. Gene Ontology annotation, molecular function: ATP binding; protein kinase activity; receptor serine/threonine kinase binding. NCBI's taxonomy places the organism in Eukaryota, Viridiplantae, Streptophyta, Magnoliopsida, Nymphaeales, Nymphaeaceae. The transcript has 2 exons. Gene Ontology annotation, biological process: protein phosphorylation. The coding region runs from base 279 to 3410 and encodes 1043 amino acids. The record is from RefSeq and is a predicted model, not a curated record.